This is a messenger RNA of Fonsecaea erecta, 1086 nucleotides long. RefSeq lists its product as hypothetical. The record is from RefSeq and is a predicted model, not a curated record. Lineage: Eukaryota; Fungi; Ascomycota; Eurotiomycetes; Chaetothyriales; Herpotrichiellaceae. The coding region runs from base 1 to 1086 and encodes 361 amino acids. The transcript has 2 exons.
AUGCCUCGCAUCAAUAAUCUUCCUCCUCUUUUUCCUCAUCGAGCCCAGACCCCUCUCGCCCGCAUUCUUGUUCUCGUCACCCUCAUCCUCCUUACCCUGACCCCUGCUGCCACCGCCCAGCAGUAUACCAACUGGACACAGCUCCCGGCGUGCGCACAAUCGUGCUUCAGCGCCGCCCUGCUCCAGGCCUUUGGGUCAUGUGGUUCCAUCCUUACCGGCACCGGCGGCAAUACCACGGGGGAGGAUGACCCUCCCAGCACGAUGCUGCGACGCUGUAUCUGCACCGACUGCGCGUACCGCGACACCCUGGGCGCGUGCUUGGACAGUGGCUGCACUGCCGCCACGGCCAACAACGACCCAGGAUCGGUCGACGGCAGUCUGGACCUGAAUGACCGUGUGUUCUGCAAUGCUAGCGUGGCCGCCACCGUGCAGAUGUGGGAUCGCAAUCUAAUCUGGGCGGUUGGUCCGGGCAAUGGUGGUGGCGGUGCGAGCUCUGGCACGUCGCAGGGCGGCGUGGUUUGGACUUGUUCCUCGACCUCGACCUCGAGCACAGGUAGUGGAAACACAGGAACAGGCACAGCCAUUUCUAGGAGUAGCUCCUCGACCCUGGAGCCGUCUGCACCCCCCACGACGAGCACCUCGACCAUCACAGCGAUCACGACCGUGGCUACUCUGACGCUGGCCACGACGGCCGCCCCUUACCAAGUCACGGCCCUCUCGAACAGCACGAGCAGCGCCACCUUGACCGUCCCUUCGGAUACAGGGGAAAGCGACGUGUCGACCUCGAUCUGGACAUCAAGAUCCACGGAUCUGAGCACCACCUCCCGUCCCGUCAUCGUCAUACCGACGACCCCUGUGUCGUUCCCGAGUACCACGACAACGACAACGACAACGACGGGUACGACACACUCCUCCAGUACCACCGUAUCAUCGUCAUCGUCACCGUCAUCGAGUGGCGGCACCGGCGCCUCCUCCACGACAACGACGACAACUAUGGGUUCGAGCCGGGCGGAACCACCCGUCCAUCCAGCGGUGGGACUUGGCAUUCUGUUCGCCGUGUUGGCGGGAGCACCGCUUAUCGCGUGA